AAAUUGGUCGUGGCCGGAUAAAGCAGGAAAAUCCGGACACACGGUGCCAAUCGCGUCUAUCGGCAGUCUUGACACUGUUCACUCCACCGUGGCCUGGCUGUCGGUGUCGCCAUGACGUGACGGGCAUUGCGACAGGACCCUUUGCGCGCCGAAAUGACGUGGUGGCUGCUCCAGCGCCAUCUGGUGCACACUGUGCUCAUCCCAUGCGACGAGAGACGUGCGGAUGCUCGACCUAUCGACUCCUUCACCAUCGCGUAUUGUCAGAGUCAUUCUUGCCUUCGCGUGACCCCUUACAGGGCGGUAUUUGUAAGACGUUGCCGACAAGCAGGAUGGGACACGGGCGCAACCCACGAUGCAAGGGCAACCGCGGCGGGUCUCAGCCGUCACGGCGGUCGGGAAACCCUUCGGGGCUUCUUGUUGCCGACACGCUGGGCAGUCAGGACUAUCGUAGUUAGCGGAGGCGGGCCAUGUCCGAGGGGUUGCCGGUCGUGUAUGCCACGGAGCAUGGGAAGCUGUCGCGAGGAUUGCGCUGCAUCGCUGACCGAUGGCAUGCCGGCCCCCAAGCCACGUGCAUUGAAGCCUCCUUCAAGGGAUCAACGUGCGAUGCUAGUCUGUGGGCCGAUGUCUCGGUGCUCUCUUGCUAUCAAUGAUGCGACGGCUGUGAGGUCUCGGGUGGGCCGGCCAGAUGAGCUCGCCAUAUCCCGUCAGAAGGCCCGGGCCAUCCAGACCUCUCUGAGGCCACCGUUGUUGGGUGCAUGCUAUCGCAUCUCCACUAUCCGUCGGUGGAGGGACCCCUACGAGCCGAAGGGAUGGAGGCCAGGCCGAGAGCGGGACUAUUUGUGCAGGAGUAGGAGCGAGGCGACGGCGAGGUAGAGGCGUGGCGGGUUUGCACCGCGUGCGUGUCGCAGGAUGUUGAGAAGAGCAGACCAUGACGCUUU
Molecule: messenger RNA, 938 nt
Organism: Microdochium trichocladiopsis
Lineage: Eukaryota; Fungi; Ascomycota; Sordariomycetes; Xylariales; Microdochiaceae
Exons: 2
Coding region: 154-873 (239 amino acids)
Source: RefSeq, a predicted model, not a curated record